AUGUCGUUUUCAGCUUGGCCGCUUGUCCCGCGAAUGACGUGUGUCUUGAAUCCGGCGUUUCUGCUUUGGCUUUUCACCGGCUACUCGAUUCCGCUCGCCGAAAUCAUUCUGACUUUUGAUCGACUUUGGGCUCUCUAUUUCCCACUUUCCUAUAGCAGAACGUCGCUUAAACGGGUUUUCAUCACAAUAAACGUGAUCUCUCUAAUCUCUCUUCUUCUCACAAUAUUUGACAUCGCUGAGUCGUGGAUCGAGGAAAGCGGGAAAACGACGAUGAUCUCGCAGGGAUGCUAUCUUGAUGCUUACACAAAAAUCACUUAUUAUGGGUCGUAUUUCGCAAAGGUCCUUUUGUAUCUCAUCUGCUGCAUCUUCUACAUGCCGGUGCUAUGGAAAGUGAGAAAGAUCAUGAGCACUUCAAUGAAUCGAAAAAUGCGCGCGACCGUGAGAGGAUCUCUGGCGAUCGGUCUUCUAAUCGUGGCUCUGUUGGGGUGCAUCAUUCUGCCGAUUCUCUUCCUCACUUAUCUCUUCCCAAGCUCAAACGGAUUCCUCAUCUAUGCCAAUCUUCUCAUGUUGAAACCCUGGAUGAAUGUGAUUGUUGCUCUUUUACUUUUUAAAGAUCUCCGGACAACAAUCAGAGAAAUCCUAUCUUCGGCAUUGAAAUUGCCCUGUCGCGAGAAAAGUGUUGUCUCUGUGAAAUCGCCGUCAACUAUUCUG
Messenger RNA from Mesorhabditis belari, 711 nucleotides. The record is from the annotation of a GenBank genome assembly. NCBI's taxonomy places the organism in Eukaryota, Metazoa, Nematoda, Chromadorea, Rhabditida, Rhabditidae.